This is a messenger RNA of Caenorhabditis sp. 36 PRJEB53466, 1183 nucleotides long. NCBI's taxonomy places the organism in Eukaryota, Metazoa, Nematoda, Chromadorea, Rhabditida, Rhabditidae. The record is from the annotation of a GenBank genome assembly.
AUGCAAGGACAAGCACAAAGACCUGCCUGCCGCAGACGCAACCGCAGCCGAUCCCGCGGGGCCUUCCGUCGAUCCGGAAACUACAGUCCCGUCCUGGAGGCUCCCGUCGUCCAACCAGCCGUUCUCGCCACGAUCGUCGACUUCGGAGAGUCGGAGACUUCAUCCAGCAUGCUCGUGGCGAAUCCGUUGGUGACGGCGGCGAAGGAACUGAAGUUCGCGUGCCAACUGGCCCACGGAUCCCCAGUCGCAAUCAUCGAUCGGUGGUCCGACGUCUCCGAGCUCUACCAGUCGAUUGCUAACUGUUUCGGGAUCAGCAAGGAUGACAUCAUCUUCCUGACCGUCAAUGAUUUCAAGGUAACAGUCCCAGUUGAGUAGCAGUCCGGAAUGUUCUACUUUCAGGCUGAUAUGAAGAACAUGUUCACCGGAACGCUCAACUUCAAGGACAUGCUCUACGCGCACGUUCGCGGACAAGCGACGGAGCUGAGCGUGCUCAAGGACGACGCGAACUUCGGAGUCACGAUCACGGACAACGGACUCGGCAACGCGUUCAUCAAGAUGAUCGCUCCCGGCUCGGUGUUCGAUCGGAUGAAACCGGCCACUCAGAUCGGACAGCUGAUCGAGGCGAUCAACGGAGAACGCGUGCUCGGCCGGAGACACUACCAAGUGGCUCGCAUUCUGAAGAACGUGCGACGUGGCGAUCAGUGCCACAUCCGGCUCAUUUCGCCGAAGACGGCCGAGAUCGGAACGAUGAAGGCGCCGAAGAAGACGAACGAAUUGGCGAAGGGGACGAUUCGGUUCAAGUCGGAAGGCGGAUUCGCGGUGGAGGACAUCCAGGAUCAGAUGAUCCAGGCGGAGAUGUGCGGAAAGCUGAACGAACUGUUCGACCAGUACCUCGGAGUGCAGGACGACCAGCUCGCGAUGCGAAUCUGGGAGACGGCGGCCAACUGCGACACUUUGUGGCAGCUCGGCGAGGCGAUCAAACAGGUGAGCAAAUGAGUGCUCCGGCCGGUGGGCAAUAAUGUGUUCUCAGUCGGAACUGGCGAUGUUCGACUUCCCGGACGGUCUCGUCUUUGACAUGUGGGGAAUCAUUGGAGACCUGAAGAGGGAACAACGCAACAAGACACCGGCUCCCCUCAUGAAGAACACUGCUCCGCGCCCGACCGCAAUGAACCUUUUCAACUGA